GUCAUAAGAAGGCUGACAAAGGACAACCAAGACAUUGUGAGAAGAAGACUGUCUCAGAAUUGUCCACUCAAGGACUGAAGCUCAUAGAAGAAUCACCCAGCCAAAAGAAUCAAGAAUCACGAUGGAUCUUCUUCCUACCUUAUCCAUGGAGACAUGGUUCAUGCUGGUGCUUUUGACGGGACUUCUUCUGCUGUAUGGCGUUUGGCCAUUUCGAGUUCUCAGCAAUUUGGGGAUUUCUGGUCCAACCCCAUUGCCCUUCUUUGGGACGGUCUUGAAUUACCGCAAAGGGUUUAUAAAGUUUGACACCGAAUGCUACCAGAAAUACGGGAAGAUCUGGAGACUUUACGAUGGCCGUCAACCUAUUAUUGCUGUAUUGGAUUCUGCAGUUAUCAAGGCCGUCUUAGUGAAGGAAUGCUACAGUACUUUUACCAACCGGCGAGCUUUCCCCGCACCAGAAAUCUUAAAAAAUGCAGUCUCUAUGACCCAGGACGAACAAUGGAAGAGGAUUCGCACUGUACUCUCUCCGACUUUCACCAGCGGGAAGCUGAAGGAGAUGUUUCCCAUCAUUAAACACUACGGGGAGAUUUUAAUUCAAAAUGUUCAGAAGAAAAUGGAAAACGAUGAGCCCAUAGAUGUGAAAGACGUCUUCGGCGCCUACAGCAUGGAUGUGGUCACCAGCACUUCAUUCGGCGUAGACAUCAAUUCCAUGAACAACCCCAAAGAUCCUUUUGUCAAGCAGAUCAAGAGGCUCACCAAAUUCAGAGCUUUCGAUCCACGGAUCAUUGCUGCAUUUAUGUUCCCCGCACUCAUGCCAAUUUUGAGUGCAUUGGACCUCACCGCUUUUCCGAAAGCAGCUCUGAACUUCUUCUCCAAAUCUUUUAUAAAAAUGAAGGAAUCACGACUGAAGGAAGGACAGGGGAGCCGUAUGGAUUUCCUCCAGAUGAUGAUUGAAUCCCAAAAGAACAAGAACUCUGAAAAUAAUAACAAAAACUCUACAAGCAACGGACUGGCACACUCAUAUAAAGGCCUGACUGAUAAAGAAAUUUUAGCCCAGGCUUUUAUCUUCGUUUUUGCUGGAUAUGAACCCACCAGUAAUUCCCUUGGUUACAUGGCCUACAGCUUAGCCACUCACCCAGACAUUCAGAAGAAGCUUCAAGAGGAAAUAGAUACUGUCUUACCUAACAAGGCACCGCUUACCUACGAUGCCAUCAUGCAGCUGGAAUACCUUGACAUGGUGCUGAACGAAACCCAGAGAGUAUAUCCCCUCGGAGGGCGUAUUGAAAGACUCUCCAAGACGGAUGUUGAAAUCAAUGGGAUGACCAUUCCCAAAGGCACCGUAGUGAUGAUCCCACCCCUCGUUCUUCAUCGGGUCCCCGAAUACUGGCCGGAACCGGAAGAGUUCAGACCUGAGAGGUUCAGCAAAGAAAACAAAGAAAACAUCGAUCCCUACACAUACCUGCCCUUUGGAGCUGGGCCCCGGAACUGCCUCGGAAUGAGAUUUGCACUGGUCUCCAUGAAAGUUGCAAUCGCCAUCAUUAUGCAGCACUUCUCCUUUAGAGUCUGCAAAGAAACACCGAUUCCGCUGGUGAUGAGCAACCAAGCUUUCUUAGUCCCGGAGAAACCAAUCGUUCUGAAGUUAGUCCCACGAUCAGACAGUUGAGAAAGUGAGGAAUAAAGAUAAGCCAUGGCUGUAUCAUCCCUGCAGUGGAUUUUACAGUUCGGGGUUUUGUCUUCUGCAGAAGCUUGGAAGAAAACCAUUGAAAUAUUCACUAAAUAGCUUUGGAGAGAUGGACCUGUUUGCUUUAAGUGGCUCUUAUAAGGUUGAAAUCAUAACAAUGCACUUAAUAGGUGGGGGAGAUGUUAAUAUUAGUUGUUGAUGUUAAUGAUGAUGUAUAACUUGAUAUUUUGAACAUUCUUGAACUAUAAAUUAAGCCGGUGAUGAAUCCAGUUAGCAAAUCCAGACCUCACAUGUACAUGAAUUGGAUUGUUCUUAUCACCAUCAGAAUUUGGAACUUUCC
Protobothrops mucrosquamatus (brown spotted pit viper) is the source of this 2018-nucleotide messenger RNA. Its product is annotated as cytochrome P450 3A9-like. The transcript has 13 exons. NCBI's taxonomy places the organism in Eukaryota, Metazoa, Chordata, Lepidosauria, Squamata, Viperidae. Gene Ontology annotation, molecular function: iron ion binding; heme binding; oxidoreductase activity, acting on paired donors, with incorporation or reduction of molecular oxygen. Gene Ontology annotation, biological process: steroid metabolic process; oxidative demethylation. The record is from RefSeq and is a predicted model, not a curated record.